AUGUCUGGACGCGGCAAGCAGGGUGGCAAGGCUCGCGCCAAGGCCAAGACGCGCUCCUCCCGCGCUGGCCUGCAGUUCCCGGUAGGGCGAGUCCACCGUCUCCUGCGCAAGGGCAACUAUGCCGAGCGGGUCGGGGCCGGCGCGCCCGUCUACCUGGCGGCGGUGCUCGAGUACCUGACGGCCGAGAUCCUGGAGCUGGCUGGCAACGCGGCCCGCGACAACAAGAAGACGCGCAUCAUCCCCCUGAAGCCAGAAAGGAGAGUCCGCAUGGUAGCAGAGGGCUACAUCAUCUUGACCUUGGAUUCUGUUCUCGAGACAUCCAGGUUGGGCGAUGUUAGCAAGAGCUGA
This is a messenger RNA of Urocitellus parryii (Arctic ground squirrel), 348 nucleotides long. RefSeq names its product histone H2A type 1. Gene Ontology annotation, molecular function: DNA binding; protein heterodimerization activity; structural constituent of chromatin. NCBI's taxonomy places the organism in Eukaryota, Metazoa, Chordata, Mammalia, Rodentia, Sciuridae. The record is from RefSeq and is a predicted model, not a curated record. Gene Ontology annotation, cellular component: nucleosome.